AUUAUUGUGGUAAAUGUAAAAUAGUAGUUUAUUGUUGCAGCUAUAUAUAUUUUUAUUCAAAAAAUUGUAAGGGGGAAAAAGCUAAAAUUCAAAAUAAAUGUCUGGCAAGGGUGGUGUUGGCAAGAGUACAUUCUCAGCUCAACUAUCUUUUGCCCUGGAGGCUAUGAAUUUCCAGUUAACUUUGGUGGUCACCUGUUUUUACGUUGAAUCAAACCUUGGGAUCAUAUCAAUUGGAUUGAUGUUGUCCCAUCCUGAUGAGGCUGCCAUAUGGAGGGGUCCCAGAAAGAGUGGAAUCAUCAAGCAAUUCUUGAAGGAUGUUAAUUGGGGGGAGCUUGAUUUUCUGGUAGUUGAUGGGCCGCCUGGGACAUCAGAUGAGCAUAUCCUCGAUCGUUCAGUUCCUCCAAGCAAUUGGAACAGAUGUUGCUAUUAUAGUUACUGUGAAAAAAGUACCGGCUACAGAUUCUUGGAGUUGUCGAGAGCAUGGGUGGUCUAUUACAACCGAAAAAUGCUUUUUGUACAGCAUGUUUUUUGACAACAUUAUUCACACCCACUCACAAAGGUGGGAUUCACGAUUAUUUUUAAUUCUGGACUCCAUCCACUUGCAUGUGUGUGUGCUGUUAAAAAAGAUGUGAAAAUUGAUGUAUGUGUGGAAUGGUUGAUUACAACCAUUGUCAGCUCAAAGCAGGCGCAAA
Messenger RNA from Olea europaea var. sylvestris, 692 nucleotides. RefSeq names its product cytosolic Fe-S cluster assembly factor NBP35-like. Gene Ontology annotation, biological process: iron-sulfur cluster assembly. Bases 98 to 532 code for a protein of 144 amino acids. The transcript has a single exon. The record is from RefSeq and is a predicted model, not a curated record. NCBI's taxonomy places the organism in Eukaryota, Viridiplantae, Streptophyta, Magnoliopsida, Lamiales, Oleaceae. Gene Ontology annotation, molecular function: iron-sulfur cluster binding; ATP-dependent FeS chaperone activity; ATP binding. Gene Ontology annotation, cellular component: cytosol.